This is a messenger RNA of Salvia hispanica, 1942 nucleotides long. Its product is annotated as UDP-glucuronic acid decarboxylase 4-like. Gene Ontology annotation, biological process: D-xylose metabolic process. Gene Ontology annotation, molecular function: UDP-glucuronate decarboxylase activity; NAD+ binding. Gene Ontology annotation, cellular component: cytoplasm. Lineage: Eukaryota; Viridiplantae; Streptophyta; Magnoliopsida; Lamiales; Lamiaceae. The record is from RefSeq and is a predicted model, not a curated record.
UAUAAUCGAACCAAAAGAAGUAGUAGUAUUUUCUUACAUCUACUGACAUUUCCCAUAAAAGAAAAAGGAGAAAAGAGAAAUUAUGUGAAAAUCAAUAGUACUAGAUUUUAUUUUUAAGAAAAGGAAAGUGUUAGAAAAAUAAGAAGCAAACAGAAAAUAGCAAGAGUCACGCACAGACAGCGAUCUUACGCCGAAAUUUCAUGCAAAAGCUUUAGAUCUCAUCUCCCCACUCCCUAUUCACUUUGAGUUUUUCACACACAACACACACUCCCAUGCAAACAAUCUCACGCAAAAAACCAAACCAAAAAAAUGAAUCUAUUUCAUUUCAUGCAAAUGCAUUAAUUCAUCGCUACUAUCUGAUUUUCUCCACCUGAAUUUCUCUUGUUUCUCAAUUUGGAGAUCUUCAUUUAUUUCGCAAUCCGAAAUCUGUGUAUUCCUCUUUUAUUACAGCCAUCAUUUUCAGACAUAAACAAAGAGAGGAAGAGAAAAGGGACAGGAGAACAAAGGAAAAGGAGAAGAAAAAUGGGAAGUGAUGAGCAGUUGCUGAGAAGGAGCAACACCAAACAUCAGAGAAACAUUUCUGCAUCUUCCCCUUUUCGAUAUAUUCUUCAAGAACAAAGAUUUGUUUGUUUGUUGAUAGGAAUCGCGAUCCCGUGUCUGGUUUUCGGCGUUAUGCCUUCAUCUUCCCGGCCUCAGAAGGGGCCGAUCCCUCUCUCCGAUCAAUCUACCGGGAUUCAGACCCAAUUUUCGUAUUUACACAACGAUCAAAUUAGUCAUUUUCGAGCAGGUGGAAGAGUUCCUUUGGGAUUGAAAAGCAAACGUUUGAGGGUAUUGGUGACUGGUGGAGCUGGUUUCGUAGGGAGCCAUUUGGUGGACCGUUUGAUUGCCCGUGGUGAUAGUGUGAUCGUCGUUGAUAACUUCUUCACGGGGCGGAAGGAGAACCUUGUGCAGCAUUUCUCAGGUCAUAGGAUGGAGCUCAUCCGACAUGAUGUGGUCGAGCCUAUCUUGCUCGAGGUGGAUCAGAUAUACCACUUGGCCUGCCCUGCCUCUCCUGUACAUUACAAGUACAACCCUGUCAAGACAAUCAAGACGAAUGUGAUGGGAACGUUAAACAUGCUCGGACUGGCUAAGAGGGUUGGAGCACGUUUUCUGCUGACGAGCACAAGUGAAGUGUAUGGUGAUCCAUUGGAGCAUCCACAGACCGAGACCUAUUGGGGCAAUGUCAAUCCCAUUGGUGUUAGGAGUUGUUAUGAUGAGGGAAAGCGAACGGCUGAGACCUUGACCAUGGAUUAUCACAGGGGACUUAAUCUUGAGGUUAGAAUUGCUCGAAUUUUCAACACUUAUGGACCGCGUAUGUGCACUGAUGAUGGUCGCGUCGUUAGCAACUUUGUAGCUCAGGCUUUGAGAAAGGAGCCUUUGACUGUUUAUGGAGAUGGAAAGCAAACUAGGAGCUUCCAAUAUGUUUCUGAUUUGGUGGAGGGCUUGAUGAGGCUAAUGGAAGGCGAGCACGUGGGCCCCUUCAAUCUCGGGAAUCCCGGUGAAUUCACCAUGCUUGAACUAGCUAAGGUAGUGCAAGACACAAUAGAUCCAAAUGCAAAGAUUGAGUUCAGACCAAACACAGAGGAUGAUCCACACAAGAGGAAACCAGACAUCUCAAGGGCAAAGGAGCUUCUCGGGUGGGAGCCGACUGUCUCACUGAGAGAGGGCCUUCCUCGCAUGGUCAAUGACUUCAGACAACGCAUCUUUGGCGAUGAGAAGGAGACUGUAGGCACCUCUAGUGCUUAAAAAUUGUAUGCAUCUCUAAUGCAUGAAUCUAUGUAAGCCAAACUCAUGUUAUCUAUUAGCUUGCUUGCUCAAGAAUAAUACAAAUGUGUGUGUGUUUUAGGAAGACAUGGAAAAAACUCUAAUAUAUCUCAAUCAUAUUUUGUUAAUAGUGCAGUUA